Acanthopagrus latus (yellowfin seabream) is the source of this 6185-nucleotide messenger RNA. RefSeq names its product glutamine and serine rich 1 (gene qser1). NCBI's taxonomy places the organism in Eukaryota, Metazoa, Chordata, Actinopteri, Spariformes, Sparidae. The transcript has 13 exons. Bases 1 to 5037 code for a protein of 1678 amino acids. The record is from RefSeq and is a predicted model, not a curated record.
AUGAUGGACAGGAACUACCCGACCUCCAGCUUUGCGGACGCGCUGGCUCCACCAGCACAGACCGUAGCUUCUUGGGCCUAUGACCGCAGCACAGCUAGUGUCAAGCCAAGUUCCAGUUAUGGUGCAGCACACCUUGAUGCAGAGCUCCUCCAGCGGCAAGGCUACACAUCCACCCACCAGCUCCCCACCUACACUACAUCACACCUUCCUGCUGCAGCAGCACUUGACUCAAGCAGUAAUACUUCUGAGAACUCAAUCAUGAGCUUCCUGUCAGCCAUGGAGUCUAGAAGCCUUCAGGCUGGUCCUGUUAGUGCCUCACUGCUUCCUCCUUUCAGACCCCCAUCAUGGCCUGCUGGUACCAAUUCAUCCACCACUGAACUGUAUUUGACCGGUGCCCUACCUUCAACUGCCACUUUCCCCUCUCCUGCUGCUUUGUCGUCCUAUCAGCACGCUGGUGCCUACCCUUCCAGGAGUUACGCUACCAACCCUUCCUUGGCUCUCCAGGAUCCUGCCUUCAGCACUUCCACCAACGGCCUCUUUUCUCACCAUGACCCCCUUCUCCAUUUAAAACCAGGCCAGACAGUGCUCCCCACUGCACUGGCUUUCAACCAUCUCUCUGCCCCCUCUUUGGGCUCGACUUUGCCUGUCCAGUCCUCCACGUACCGCUCAGCCCAGGAGUCAGCCCCACACCUUCUGCAACCCCAGUUCAGCUUGCUGCCUUCUACCCUGCCAACCCCUCAUGGUGCACCUCAACCCUAUGGGGCCACGGUUUUCUCGGGCUCAAUUGAAAGAGCUCUUCAGCGUGAAUGUAGUGUGAUCAAACACCACCAGAGGCCUUCCAGCAGCCAUGUGGCCUCCGAGCAAUUGCCUAAUUCAGAGCACUCCUUACAGGGGUACUUUGGCUCUGGCAGUGAAGUGGAUGUGUCCUACCAGCAGGACCCAUCCCGUCAGACUCCAGUGUCCUGCAGCCCUUCCACAGGAGUAGAUUCCUCUCAAGGGGUCAAUCGUGCUCCACAACCCAAAACUGACUCUGUAACUCAAGCUUAUUCGUCCAGUACUUUGCAGAAGUCUAAAGACUGCCCUUCCAAACUAGCUGAAGAGCGUCACGAGCACUCUCAGAACCAUACAAGAAGCUCUCCUGAGCAUUAUUCCCCCCCUGGACAGAAGCAGAACUCAGUGAUUGCUAAUCAGCAGUCAGCCCAGCUAUCAAACCUGAUGUCGAGUAGUCUGUCUCAACCCUACAUCACCCCCCACACCCAGUCACAACCCACUCAUUCCACCUCAGACAAACUCUCACCCCUUUACAAGACUUUGCCUUCCCUCUCCAGCCAGUCUGACAAUGUGGCAUCUGUAAGUCAGGCUCUUGUUUACUCUUCCAGUCCUGGGCUAAGCCAGGAGCAGGACAUCCAGUAUGGAGCCCAGGUCCAGGGCUUGUGUCAGGGGAAUCUCUCUGAGAGCUACCCCACAUCCCACACUCAGGGUGCCUCAGAUGUGACUUUUACAUCUCAGUCACAGGGGCAGGCUUUGGUGACUCGGUCUCAGAGCUAUGCCACAGGACAAUCUCUUAACCAGUCCCUUAACUCAUCUUACUCACCCACAUGUGUGCGGAGUCUGUCCUCAUCAAAUUCUACACAGGACUACUCUUUGAUGCAGGCCUCACUGGGAGCUAAAACACAUGACACACUGUCCCAGCAGCAGACACAGCCCCAUAAAUAUGUUUUGUCUGCACCUUUGCCAACCUACUCUUCAACUGCUCAAGCCUUACAGAAUAACAUCAGAUCCUCAGUACAGGACAUAAAGCCAACAUAUGGCAAACAGAAACUUGAAGAGCUUCCUAUCCAGGACAUUGAUGCUCUUCAGCAGGCAUCUAUGGAGGCUUCUGCUGCAGCUAACAGCAUGUCCGCUCACAACAAUGUCAUCUAUGUUGUUUCAAAAAUGGACGAUCAUAACAAAACACAAAGCGUCAUUCGAAGCAAUUCACGUUCUGAUGACCACCUCAUGGGACUGGGUCAUGCAAACGCAACACAGGGAAAGGCCGAAAGGAUGGGUGCUCUGAGUCAACAGCACAUUCAUCUAAGUGGUACCAAUGGUCAGGAAACUGUCAACAUGAAAACCCAAAACUCCAGUAUUAUAUCUUCACACGGACCCCUCAGCUCAGAACAGCUCAAGCAACACGCUCUCCAACUCAAAUCUCCUGAGCCACAUCAACAAAACCACCAGAAUCAUAGUCAGUCCCAGAGCCAGACCCCGUCAGCCCACCCCCAAUUUAUCACCGUCCCUAGCACUCAGGUUCUUCUUGAUCAUAACCAGAUGAUUCUGCUCCAGCAGCCCCUUGUCCACCAUGGUCAAAACGCAUCAAAGGUGGUAUCGGUACAAGGUAUCCAGCCAGUUCAAGAUCUGGGCCCUGUUCAUGUGCAGUAUCUUCACAUGAAUCGAGAACUGCUGGGUCCCAGUGUCACAGAAAACCAGAGUCAGCAGGGCACAGUAGUGUCUGAACAGAGCUCAGGGUGCUCUGAUUCUUCUAAACACCACUACAGCCCGUCGGCAAGUCAGCCAACAAAUGAUGCCAAGAACCACUUUGCUCUCAACUCCAUUUGCUUCCCUGACUCCAUGUUACUUGCAGAUGACAGAAAUAUUUUGUCAAAUGUUGAUGACAUCCUGGCUGCCACUGUAGCAGCCUGUGGCGUCACGCCACAAGACUUUGUCAAAGCUACAUCCUCUGCUGAGGCUGAAAUGGCAGUGAUGGCGAGCCCAGUUGAUUCUAAAGGUCACUUCCAGACUGUGGAUAUAAGGCACAUGUCACCCAGUUUCUCUUCAGCACAACAUCAAAUUAUCACCAACACUAACUCCCAUACCAUGACUAUGACUCUAAAUGGAGCUCAUAUGGCUACAGAUUGUCAGGGUCAGUCUGUUCACCAUAACAGCACCUCUGAGCUAGACACAAAUGGAGAUGGAGGGAGCUCUGAGAAUGACUAUCACUUAGCCGGGCAGGUGUAUGACCCCUCAGGUGUCCAGAACAGAGUUAAAGGGAAUGCAAAGUGUAUUAAAACAGAGGAUGGCCUCAUGGAAGGCCUAGGUGGUGAAGACUUUCCCAAGAAGAAGGCUCGCUCUAAGUCGCUGACCAAACCAGGUGGUCCUGAGGAGGAUAGUGGACAGGCUAGACCAGCCAAGCGCACUGUGCAAACAAAGCGGCAAAACUCCAGGGGUAGUGAUGUCAGCUCACCAUCUUCCUUGCAAAGUGUGUAUGAUGGUUGUCCGCAGCAGGAGAGAAUCAGGCAGAAGAUCCGUGAGGUGGAAGAGAAACAGCCAGAGGUCAAAACUGGCUUCAUCGGGUCCUUCCUUGACUUCAUCAAAUCUGGACCCAAACAGCAAUACUCUCCAAGUCCUACACGAACUAUUAGUCGCCCAAGAAAGCCCUGCACGGUGUCCAAACCACUGCCUUGUGCUUUACCAGCAUUGCCACCCAAACUGCAGACUUUGCCCGGGCCCUUGAUUCCCCAGGAGAGCCCAGUGGUGAGCACCCAGCAGAAACGUCUGGAUGAAGAUCUGCAAAAGAACCUCGAGACUCUGCCGUCAUUCAGCUCGGAUGAAGAGGAGAACACUGGGAAGAACCAGGCCCUGAGGAACAGCAUCAGCUCAGCGCUUUCAGCUCUGGAUGAAUCUUCAGAUCGGAAAAGCAGGACAGACAACCAAAUGCCUGUUUCCAUGAUGAAGCCAGACCAAGUUCCCACCAUGCCACGCAUUGUCACAGAGGCCUGUUUGGCCCAGGACGUCAGUCCUAUGUUGACAAAAAACGCUGCCAUUGGAGGAACUGUGUUUGCAGCCAAAGAGGGGACCAAAGCAACUCCACCGGGCGAGUUGGCUGUGCGGUUGGUCAGCGUGGCCAUCGAGGGACUGACUGAUGAGGAGCUGUCAGACAGCGGAGGAGAGGGAAUGUACCGUGAGAGAGACGAGUUUGUCGUCAGGAAUGAGGAUAUCGAAACCUUGAAGGUGACGAUGAGAACAGGCAGUGAACCUCCAGCCAUCUGGAAGGUCCAGAAGGCUCUUCUACAGAAAUUUGUGCCUGAGUUGAGAGAUGGAAAGAGAGUCUUCUCAGCUACAAACAGUUAUCUUGGAUAUUUUGGUGAUGCCAAGGCCAUGUACCAGAGGGUAUAUGUGAAGUUCUUGGACACAGUUAACAAAAGGGAGUAUGUACGAGUUUGUAGUCGAAAGCCACGCUGCAAACCUAUGAAUUCACUAAGGGGUGUUCAGGUGAAGACUUUGCUGGGCUUGACAGCCACCCCUCCUUCAGUCUCCCAAAGCCAAAAGCCUCGACCCAAACAACCUAAGCCCAGGGCAGAGCCACCGCCGAAGAAAAGGAGGAAAUGGAAGGAGGAGUUUUCACCCACCGCCUCGGGAUCAUCAGCAGAAGAUGAUGAGUUAAACCCUCCAGUGCCGUUUGCUUCACGCCUCCUCAACACACGAACCAUGAAGGAGACGUUCAAGAGCUUUGUGGAGCUGCUCAUCAGCAUUGCCUUAGAUGAAGAUGUAAUGAUAGCUCUUGAGAGAGCAAACGAUGAGUUGCUGUUGCCACAUAUGAAAAGAGUCGAUGGGAUGAUCACUGACAACAGGAAACGCCUGCUUCACAAACUGCACAUAGGACAGGUCCUGAAGACGGCUCUCGACAAUUUCCCAGAGAUCUCAGUGGUGACCGAACUGAAGAAGGAUGGGGAAACCCCGGCCUUUAAGGUGCGUCUCAGUGGGAAGGCCUACAACAAGAAGACGAUGAAGCCCUACAAGAUGCCUAAUAAAGUGCCACAGGAGUAUACAGUGGAUCAGCAGAGAACACAGUGGUUCUCUUUGUACCACUCUUUGCAGCACUACAAGUACCACACGUACCUCAUGUGUAAGGAUGAGAUCGCAUCUCUGCGGGUGCAGGCAGGGGACCUGGGGCAGGAGGAGACGGUACAGAAGUGUCUGCAGAAUGGAGCUUGGGUGGAGGGGCUCUUUGAUCGCUUUGGAGAGCUAAUCAAUCAAGUGCAGCAGGCCUGCCGAUGAUCCAGCCUUGACUUUGGUUUAAAACAAAGUCCAACACUUACAAACAAGAGGAUGCCUCCAGCUCAAAAUGGCAGCAGAGAAGGAUGGAGUGAGUCUCUCCUUCCAGCCACAGAGAGAUUUGAAUCAGGGAUCUGUGAACCGACUUGCCUGAAAGACAUUUCGGGGGCCUUGAAGUGGCAGCAGGUGAACAGCAGGACAGCAGCAAUGGAUAUGGUCUUCUUUGCUGCAUCCCAGCAGAAAGCAGAAACUUGAUCAACAGAGGGCAAGGACAUUGUUUUUGGAAGCGUUUUGGAAUACUUCCACUUGAUGCUACUCCUAGUCUUUUUAGGUUUUUGUAGUUACAAGCUCACUUUUAUGGGCCUUUUCAUAGAUUCAUAUAAUUUUUUAAAUCUUUUUUUUUUUUUUUUUUUUUUUUAGUUAAAUGCCAGAUCAUAACCAGUGAGUAUGCACUAGAUAGAAAGCAGUCGGCAUAGUAAGUAGAGCACAGCAAAUAAAAAUGCAGAAAUCUGAUUUCCUACCUUUACAAAAAGCCUUCGUCAAUCAUUUGAUAACUAGGCUCACAUACAGAGAAGCUGAUUUAUUGUAAAAAAUAAAAAUAUCUCUAUAUAUUAUAUAUAACCGUAGUUAUAUACUGUUUGUAAAACAUCCAUUUUGUAAUGGAGCGUCAACUUAUAUAUAAUGUACAUUUUGUAUAAAAGAAAAGCGAGGUGGGAACUGCAGCAAAUCUCUUAAGGAAGAAUUUAGUACCUAUAUACUGUAUCUAUAUUGUGCUUUAACUUUUGUGCUUCAGACACCCCUUUGCUUCUACGAUGCAAGUCAGUGCCGAUCCAGUACUGCUUUUUAUGAAUUUUUGUUAAUCAAAUAUUACUACCUUGACUUAUCAGAGGGUGAGAUGAAACAAACAAAAGUUGUCUUUAUACUCCUUUACACACAUAGCCCACAUUUUCUGACAAAUAGAUAUAUAUUUUUCACAGAAGUAAAUAUUGUUAUGUUCUCUUGUUCAAUACAAUUUCUGAGACUUUUUUCAUUGUUUUUUCACAGUUUUCCAAAACGGACUCUUUAUAUGUCAGUUACCAGUUUUAUGCUUUCAAAAAAUAAUCUUGUCCUUUUCAGAUGCAGUUUGUAAAUAAAGUGCAGCAUGUAGUAGG